Paramecium sonneborni is the source of this 397-nucleotide messenger RNA. Lineage: Eukaryota; Ciliophora; Oligohymenophorea; Peniculida; Parameciidae. The record is from the annotation of a GenBank genome assembly.
AUUCAUGCUAAUUAGGUUAUCAACCAAUAUCAUUAAAAGAAUAAGGUAAACAUAUUGCGUUUAAGUACCUAUUCUAUUGUAUUUAAGAAUUCAACAAGAACUCAGUUGGAAACUAUGUCUAAAAUUGAUGAUCUAGAAAAAGUAUAAUAAGAAUGGAUAAAUUUGGCAAAAUAAAAAGACAAUAACACAUUUGAUUAAGAUGAUGAAGUGGAAGAGUAAGAAGAUAAGAAAGAAGCUAAAGUUGAUCGAGAUUUAUAAGAAAGUGAUAGUGAUUCUGAUUCUGAUGAUGAUGAACCAAAGGGUGGUAGAAAAAUACCUUUGGUUGAGUUAGUCAAAGGUUUCAUUCCAAGACUUUUAAGACCAGAACCUCAAGAGUGAUAUAUAAAUAUAGUGUGAU